Messenger RNA from Ostrinia furnacalis (Asian corn borer), 2250 nucleotides. Its product is annotated as probable tubulin polyglutamylase TTLL2. Gene Ontology annotation, molecular function: tubulin-glutamic acid ligase activity; tubulin binding. The record is from RefSeq and is a predicted model, not a curated record. NCBI's taxonomy places the organism in Eukaryota, Metazoa, Arthropoda, Insecta, Lepidoptera, Crambidae. Gene Ontology annotation, cellular component: ciliary basal body. Gene Ontology annotation, biological process: protein polyglutamylation; microtubule cytoskeleton organization. The transcript is spliced from 13 exons.
CUCGCGCAGUUUAGGGCGGGCGGGCGACAGACGCACUCACUUUUGUUACUACGUUUCAAGUUUACCGCGAAGUUUUCGAACUAAUGCAUGUGUUCAACACAUGUUUCGACACACGUCAAAAGUAGAAUUUGCAUUUAAAAGCUCCGUUUUAGUGGACGUUAAAAAGCUCAGAGAUGAGUGCCUUAUGAUAUUAGGACCAGAAACAGCGAAGAAGAAUGGACGGGUCUUUGGAGAACGAUGAGCCGUUCAUAUUUCGUCUCAACGAUAACGGUUCUGGACCAAGCCUUCUCGUCAAGGUAUGUGCGGAACGAGGCUGGAGAAUGUACCAUGGGUACAGCACCGGCGAGGACCGGUGGAACCUUUGGUGGCGGACCGGCGCGUUCCCAGCUGCGUGCUACAAGGCUCUUGGCGAUUGGCAGUUCAUGAACCACAUACCAAAAGGAGGUUCGAUAUGCCGAAAGGAUGGCUUGUCAAGAUUGCUGCGCUGCAUGAGAAAAAUCUAUGGAUCCAUUUAUGACUUCAGUCCACCAUGCUACCACCUCCCGCUGGAGUAUGCGAAGUUGGUGUCCGAGUUCUCCAGGCUGCGACGCAAUGAAGAUGGUGACUCCAAUGUCAUCUGGAUACAUAAACCUGUGGCCCAGAGCCAGGGUCGAGGGAUUUUUCUAUUUCGGAGCAUUUGUGAGAUGCGAUGUGGCACUGCCGCGGUAGUGCAGCGGUACAUAGAGCGACCUCUACUCAUCGCUGGAUACAAGUUUGACUUGCGGCUCUACGUUUGUGUGCCGGGGUACAGGCCUCUGACUGCGUACAUGUAUGCUGAAGGAUUAGCUAGAUUUGGUACGGAUAAAUAUACGUUAUCGGACAUACACAAUCCAUACAGACAUCUGACCAAUUCGUCUUUGAAUAAAUCGGGGCCAAGAUAUGCUGAAUGUAAGGAUCGAAUUGGAAGUGGUAAGAGCAUGUUUGUUAAACCAAUGCGUUAGACCCUCGUAGACAAGUGAGGCAGGUGGGGGGCAGCGGAAUGGCUGGUCUGGCAGCGCAUCAGGGCGCUGGUGACAUUGACGCUGCUGGCUCAGGCGGCUGGCACUCCUCACGCGAGGAACUGCUUCGAGUUCUACGGCUUUGAUGUUCUGCUCGAUGACUCUUUGAAGCCAUGGUUGAUUGAGGUGAAUUUAUCGCCAGCUUUGGGAGCGAACUGCGAAGCUGACACAACGGUGAAGCAACCGAUGCUCCACGAACUGUUUGACUUGUUGGGAAUGCCCAUGCGACACACUGGGCUCUCUCUUCUAAGGGGGCCGUCUUCACAGAUACACAGUUAUUGUUCCGAAGACGAAGGCGGCGUGAAGCGGGUCGUACCGCCACCGCGGGCCGCCACCGCAGGCGUCAGACGCGGUACGCGGUGGCGACGCCGGCGACCGUUGCCGGUGCACUGCGUCACGCUGCUACCCCCUGUGCCAGAUUAUACGGAGGAGAUCGAAAAAGUAAAGGAGCCGAACAGCGAACGCUCGCUGAAAACUCCGUCUGAAGCCAGUAUUGACAACUUGGAUGCACAGUCCACCUCAAGCGGGGCCAUAACCCCAGCGGAGAUUCCGGAGGAUACGUGGCGCAGCGGACUGACGACCGCCGCCCGCCGCCGGGUCAUGACCGCGUGCGCAUGGGGCAACGGCGUGCGGUGGGACCGAGCCUCGGGCCGAGUGGGCCAGUGGGUGCGAAUCUACCCUCAUGUACUGCCUACGGAUGAUCAGGCGCCGGUGGAAGAUGCCCGCGACAGUGUCGCUCAAGUGUCGAAGUUCCUCCGCGCCGCCCGCGAGGUGUGCCGCGAGGGCGGGCGGGAACCGCGCGCGCCGCGCGACGCCGCCCGCGACGCCGCCUUCGAGGCCGCCCUACGCAAGAAGCUCGACUGCGGCCCGCAGUUCGAAGUCUGGCUUCCGCCGUUCUAAUGUGUUCAAUAAUAUUUAGGCAGAGUAAAUACAAAUGAGUAGGUCAUCUUCAUAGAAACGCACCGAGCGCGGUUUGUAUGCGAGUGUAGUGUUAAAUGAAUACAUACGAUACGAGCCAAUACGUAUGCGGCGCGCACGCUUACUUACUUACUGUUGUGUUCGUUUCGUUAAUCGAGUAUUUUCGGGCAAGUGGGUGAUUAACCUGCUGUACCCUAGUCCGGUGGUGGGGCUGCCACCUCAGAGCUUCUGGACUCGCUCGGUUUUUUCCGCGCACGCACACACUGACAAAAUUCAGCGCACCUCACCGCUAAUC